CAUAGCCGUCUCUUCCGGUGGUUAGUUCGCAGUUGGUUGCUUUCUACGAGUUUACCAGCCUUCAGUCCCUUCAGUCUUAAAUUCGGUCUUCAUCCUGACACUAGUCCAUCGCAAUCACAAUAAUUUUUGUACUUUUUUACUGUGACAGAAAAAAUUAACAGCUGGUGUAGAGAAGAGCUAUGAGUCAAGACCAAGAAAAAGACGCGAGUAUGGAUAAAAAAGAAAUAGCUGAAGAGGAGCGAGAAAAAAUGUUGAAUGAAGAAAAUACAAAACAUACGGGAUCAACGCCAGCUACUGAUGAAACUGAAGAGAAGCCAAAGAAAAAAAUUCCCAUUGGUGGAAUAAAGAUGCCUGGGUUUUGUCGAACGAAGAGCAAAGAGCCAUGCAAGGAGGAGGGAAAAGCCGAGACUACUGAAGAACCCGGCGCCGAAGGUACUAAAGAAGAAAACUUGACAGAGAAGCCGACCACCCCUUCAAAAGAAAAGGAGAAGGAAAAGGAAGCGAGACGGGGGUUAUUAAACGCCAUUAGAUUGCCGCUUGUUUCGGUUUUCCCAAAGAAGAAGAAGGAAACUGAUGCAGAAUUAGGUGCAACUGCCGGCUUAGCCAGCGUCGAAACCCUCGGAGACGGAGCCGAGAAGCCCGACACCGAAGACGGCAUGGAGACAGUCCGCCUAGACGGUGGCGAUCAAACCGAAGACCCGCCAUCUAAAAAUCAUCCCCUCGCCGUCUUUAUCGCGGCCGCGCGUCGCAACCGAUUAGUCACCGCUGCCGUUCUCCUGAUUCUGCUGAUCUUCAUCAUAAUAAUCAGCGUCGCCUGCGCCGGACCCCAGCAGCUCAUCAAAGCUCCCGUGAAAGACGGAAAAGUCGAAGCGACCACUUCCUGCGGUCCCGUACAAGGCGUACUCGAGGACGGCGGAUUCGCUUUCCGCGGAAUUCCGUACGCUCUGCCUCCAGUGAACAACAGCCGCUGGAAACCCGCUGAGUCGCUCAACAGAAUCGAGUACUGCUGGAACGGAACUUAUCUCGCCCACAAUUCAUCCGAGUUCUGCUGGCAACGUGACCCCUCAGGUCGAGUUUCCGGUUCCGAAGACUGUCUCUACCUCGACGUCUUCACUCCCCAAGUCCACUACUACUCUCCCCUCCCAGUCGUCGUGAUGAUCGGCGCCGAGACGAUGUCCGGUGGAUCCCCGGGUGUGAUGCAGCCAUCAGCAAAAUUAGCCCGCGUCCGCGAUAUGGUUUUCGUCCGCCCGAAUUUCCGUCUCGGAGUUUUUGGUUUCCUCGCCGCGGAGCCGCUCACCAGGUCCAGUUACCCCCCGACAUCAGGGAAUUACGGUCUCUCUGACAUAAUCGCGGUCUUAAAAUGGGUCCAGUUGAACAUCCAGCACUUCGGUGGUGACAAAGACUCGGUAACUAUUUGGGGACAUCGUGCCGGGGGUACUCUGGUAUCAGCAAUUUUAGCAUCGCGUCAAGGCAAAGAGAAAGACAACGACAAAAAAUUAUUUUCACGCGCUUGGAUAUCAAGCAGCAGCGUUUUGUUCCCCACGAAACCACUGAAUGCCUCUGAGAGAAUGGCCGAGUCAUUUUUCAACAACAUCCAGUGCAGGGAAAUUUCCUGUCUGAGAAGUAAAUCAGCCGAGAGUAUAAUGGAGGCGGUGCCGUCAAAUUGGUACCAACAUGACACGGGAUUACCGGAACCACGGGAGGCAUCUUCUGCUGAAUGGAGACACGAGUGGCUGGUGAAUGACGGACUGAUCAUCUACGAGGACAUUCUCCACGUUUUGCAACGCGACGGACCUCCAGUUCUGACGGUGAUGGGAACUACUGCCCACGCAGCGACACCUCAGAGAUUCCGGGAACCGAACGCUACCAUAGACGCCGCCCAGGUCGAGAGAAUUGUCCGGGAUUCGUUGCUGGGAACCAGCGGUCUCGCUGACGAAGCCAUCGCGCGAUACAACGCGACGUUAAAAGGACUCGUGUCGAUGAUUUCCGACAUCCGCGUGGUCUGCCCGCUUUGGAAUUUCACUAAAUCGGUCAGCAAUGAGGACCGGGAUGUUCCGUUCUAUCUGUCGACUCAGCCGAGGGGUCACCUGGCUGAUGUUGACGACGACGUCGCUUCGAUGCUCGGGUCCUACACUGCGAGAGCUCCGGAGCAGAAGCGACACGUGUCCGCUAUCCAGCAGCUUUUCAAUCAGUUCGUCUGGCAUGGAAAGAUCGUCGACGCUGCCAAUGUCCCCAAGUCACGGACUGUAAUUGUCGUGGGUCAGGACAUUCUUCCGCAGAGGGACCACGACAAUUGCGACUUCUGGAUUAAGAAUAAUAUCGUACCUAGAUACGCGAGGUUGGAUUAAAUUUAAUGGUUUUUUUAAUGGGAUUUUGAUUUUUUAAAACGAAAUGCUUGCGAUCACGGAAAUUUGCUACACGCAAUUUGUCUGGAGGCUAUGCACGAUGUAACGUGUGAUUGUGGAUAAAUUAUUGUAUAUUGAUAUUGAUAAUUGAUACGGAUUGAGGGGAAACGAACAUCGGCGGGAGUUUUUAAAUCUGACUCGCGGACUAGUAAGGAACCGAUUUAGUGAUUUUUUGUCGAAGGAUUCGGGAAAUUUUUGGGGAAUCAAACCUUGGAAGUUUUCGGAUUUCGAUUCAAUGGAUUUUUUUUGCGAAUUUUCCGAGCUCGGCUUGAAGAGAAAGAAAAUUUGAAUUUUUGGGUGGACGGGUAGGGAAAUUUUUUUUUAAAUUUUGGAUUUUUCAAGGCUUUGGUACAUUUUUUUAGAAUUGAGAUUUUUUCUCGGGUUUUCCGGAUUUUCUUAUUGGAAUUUUCCUGGGGAAGAAAAUGAAAUUUUUUCUGUCAUGUGGGUACUGAUUUUAAAGGAAAUUUGAUCUAGAAUAAGAAAACAGUAUUCAUUUUGUGGAAAAAAAAUUUUUUGAUGAAAAUUGAAAAUUUUUUUUCAAACAAUUUUCCUGUCAUGUGGGUACUCAUUUUAAAGGAAAUUUUAUCUAGACUAAGAAUAUGGUAUUUAUUUUGUGGAAAAAAAAAUCUUUUUGAUGGAAAUUAAAAAUUUUUUUUCAAAUAAUUUUCCUGUCAUGUGGGUACUCAUUUUAAAGGAAAUUUUAUCUUGACUAAAAAUAUGGUAUUCAUUUUGUGAAAAAAAAAUUUUUUGAUGAAAAUUGAAAAUUUUUUUUUUAGACGGAAAUGAAAAUUUUUUUUCCAAUAAUUUUCCUAUCAUGCGGGUACUCAUUUUAAAGGGAAUAAAAAGUUUUUUUAUAUUCUUCAGUCCUCCCAAUUAAAAAAAAAAUCGGUCCUUGAAAUCUAGACAUCGAUAAAUUUUUUAAACCUCACUGCCGAUUUAAAAAUAAAAAAUGCUCACUUUUAUAAUUAAAUUUUAUAAAAAUUUUUCCAUACCGAUAAUAAAAUACUCAGUACACUAAAUAACUAAAUAUUAAUAAGAGACUGACAGUAAUUUUUUAUACCGAUUUUUUAUAAAAAAUUUUUUAUAAAAAAAAAAUAUAUGUAAACAACUGAUAAAUUUUCCUCCAUCCGUACAAUCAUACUUACGCAUUACUUAAAAAAAAAAAAAAAGUAAAUAAAUAAAUUAAUUUAUUGUAACAAUUAUUUCUUCACAAGAUGUGAUAAUUUAGAAUGUAUUUAUCAUUAAUAAUUAUUAAUUAUUAAUUAUUAGUUUUUAUUGAUAAAAUAUUAUUAACAAAAUAUAUCAUAUCGUAGCGGUGCAUAUUUAAUUAUGUCCCACAUGGACGUAGAUAAGCAAUACCGUGUCAACCCACAAAAAUCAUUUUAAUUUAAUAUUUUUUAAUGACUUCUUAGUAACUAAAAAAUUUUUUCUAGACCGGCGUUAAAAAAAAAUUUUUUACGGUAAUCAUUACAAUAUUUUGUGGAAAUGUUUAUCAUUCAAAAUAGUAAUCAUUACCAUAACGUUAUGGUAAAGAUUACUAUUACGAUUGAAAGUUCCUCAUAUUAUAGAAUCAUUGCCAUGAUUCACGGUAAUAAUUACUAUACUGUCAUAGUAAUCACUACCAUACUAUUAUGGUAACUAUUACCGUGACAUUAAAAAAAAUUUCUCAUAUUAUAGAAAUCAUGGCGGUAAUUUACGGUAAUAGUUACUGUACUAUUAUAGUAAUCGUUACCGUAAUAGUAUGGUAAUGAUUACUAUGGUAAUACGAGAAAUGUCUCAAUUUUAUAGUAAAUGUUAUCAUAUUAUAUGAAUCAUUACUAUAAAUACGGUAAUGGUUACCAUACUAGCAUAGUAAUCGUUACCAUUUCAUCAUAGUAAUUAUUAGCAUACUAUUGUGGUAACUAUUACCGUAACAUUAAAACAAAUUUCUCAUAUUAUGGGAACCAUGACGGUAAUAGUUACUAUACUAUCAUAGUAAUCGUUACCGUAAUAGUAUGGUAAUGAUUAACCGAAAUAGUACAGUAACGAUUACUAUGAUAGUAUGGUGAGUAUUACUACAAUAUUAAGGGAGUGAUUACCGUAAUAGUAUGUUAAUAGUUACCGUGAUAGUAUGGUAAUAAUUACUAUCGUACUAUGAGAAAUGUCUCAAUGUUAUAGUAAAUGUUAUCAUAUUAUAGGAAUAAUUACUAUAACAUACGGUAGUGGUUACCAUACUAGCAUAGUAAUCUUUACCAUUUCAUCAUAGUAAUUGUUACCAUACUAUUGUGGUAACUAUUACCGCAACAUUGAAAAAAAUUUCUCAUAUUAUAGCAAUCGUGCCGGUAAUUUACGGUAAUGGUUACUAUACUAUCAUAGUAAUAGCUACCGUAAUAGUAUGGUAAUCAUUACCCUGAUAGAAUAGUAACGAUUACUAUGAUAAUAUGAGAAAUGUCUCAAUGAUAUAGUAAAUGUUAUAUUAUGGAAAUUCUUAUUACGGUAAUAGUUACUAUACUAGCAUAGUAAUCUUUACUAUUUUAUCACAGUAAUUGUUACUAUACUAUUAUAGAAACGUGUGUCAUAACAUUUAUAAGUUACUUAUAUCAUGGGAAUCCAUACCACAGUAAUGGUUACUAUGAUAGCAUAGUAAAUAUUACCAUGAUAUUAUGGUAAUUAUUACCAUACCAUAAUGGGUCGAAAUUUCAUUGUGUAAAACCGAUGUUCAAAUUUGGAUUGACACGUUAUUGUUUACCUACGUCUAAAUAAUAAUAAUAAUAAACAUUAUUAGUAUUAUUAUUAUUGUAUUGAAUUUAAAAAAAAAGCUAUAAGUGUUAUAAUAAUAAUCGUUUAUUGUUGAUAAGAUUUUUCAAAAUUCCGUAAUUAUUAAUUUAAUUUAAUUUAAUUAAAAAUAUUAAUUGUAAAAUAUUAUUAUUUUUUCCUUUUUAUUUUAAGCUUACUGUAAUUUUUGUAAUGAUUAUUGUAAAUGUAACGAACCAAAGAGUGCAUUUGUUUAUAUUUUUAUUAUUUUUAAAUUUAUAAUUGAAUUUGUGUGAAUAAUGAGCACUCUGUAGCGUAAUUGUGUUGUAUUAGUAUUCAUUUAAAUAAAUAAAGACAUUUUAAU
Messenger RNA from Microplitis mediator, 5502 nucleotides. RefSeq names its product neurotactin (gene Nrt). Lineage: Eukaryota; Metazoa; Arthropoda; Insecta; Hymenoptera; Braconidae. The record is from RefSeq and is a predicted model, not a curated record. Bases 180 to 2348 code for a protein of 722 amino acids. The transcript is spliced from 5 exons.